Molecule: messenger RNA, 2014 nt
Organism: Sphaeramia orbicularis (orbiculate cardinalfish)
Lineage: Eukaryota; Metazoa; Chordata; Actinopteri; Kurtiformes; Apogonidae
Product: beta-galactosidase-1-like protein 2
Exons: 19
Coding region: 44-1942 (632 amino acids)
Biological process (GO): carbohydrate metabolic process
Molecular function (GO): beta-galactosidase activity
Source: RefSeq, a predicted model, not a curated record
ACAAGCUCUGGCACGGGGGGGUUCAGCAGUGACAAUAUUUUUGAUGUUUGUGGAUUUUGUGUGGAUUCAGUUACGUUGCAUUUGGAUCUAUCAUCAGUCUCGAUAUCACUGUGAAUUUAGAAGGAUGAGCCGUGCAGAAGGUCUGAAGGCCAACUCCUCUCAGUUCACUCUGGAAGGAGAGCCCUUCCGUGUCCUGGGUGGAUCAGUCCAUUAUUUCCGUGUGCCCAAAGCCUACUGGGAAGACCGCCUGCUGAAGAUGAAGGCAUGUGGCAUCAACACUCUAACAACAUAUGUACCAUGGAACCUGCAUGAGCCUGAGAGAGGAGCAUUCAACUUCCAUGAGCAGUUGGAUCUUAGGGCCUAUGUGAGUUUAGCAGCAUCAAUGGGUCUCUGGGUGAUCCUGCGACCAGGACCAUACAUCUGUGCUGAAUGGGACUUGGGCGGGUUGCCAAGCUGGUUAUUACAGGACAAAUAUAUGCAGUUACGAACAACUUACCCUGGAUUUGUAGAUGCUGUCAACCUCUACUUUGACAAGCUCAUCUCAAUUAUUAAACCUUUCAUGUAUGAAGAAGGAGGCCCAAUUAUUGCAGUCCAAGUUGAGAAUGAGUAUGGCUCCUAUGCCAAAGAUGAAAAAUACAUGUCAUUUAUUAAAAAUAGUCUCCAGUCCAGAGGAAUCAAUGAGCUGCUCCUGACUUCAGACAACUGGGAAGGUCUGAGAUGUGGAGGAGCAGAGGAAGUGUUACGUACAAUAAACCUUCAGAGACUGUCAUUUGGUGCAAUCCAGUACUUAGCCGACAUGCAGCCCCAGAAACCACUAAUGGUGAUGGAGUAUUGGUCUGGGUGGUUUGACGUGUGGGGGGAGCAUCACCAUGUGUUCCACGCUGAGGACAUGCUAUCUGUGGUGUCAGAAAUCUUGGAGAGAGGUGUUUCCAUUAAUCUGUACAUGUUUCAUGGUGGAACCAGCUUUGGCUUCAUGAAUGGAGCGAUUGACUUUGGCACCUACAAACCUCAGGUCACUAGUUAUGAUUAUGACGCUCCCCUGUCUGAGGCUGGGGACUGUACCACCAAAUAUCAACUCUUGAGGAGUUUAUUCAGCCAGUACCAUUCUGAGCCUCUUCCUGAAGUGCCCUCUCCUCAAGAGCGGAAAACAUAUGACCCUAUCGUUGUCCAACAGCAUCUGUCACUGUGGGACAGCCUCCACCUCACUGACAAGCCGUACAGGUCAGAUUUACCCAUCAACAUGGAGAAUCUCCCUGUGAACAAUAACAAUGGGCAGUCUUAUGGUUACACAUUGUAUGAAACCACCAUCAGCAGUGGAGGAAUGCUUAAUUCCAGGAACAACAUCAGAGAUAGGGCUCUGGUAUUUGUGGACAGACAGUAUGUUGGAACUUUGGACUACAAGACCCAUGAACUGACACUCCCUGAUGGAAAGGGACAAAGGUCAUUGUCUUUAUUGGUGGAGAACUGUGGAAGAGUGAAUUAUGGGAAGGCUCUGGAUGAACAACGCAAAGGUAUUGUGGGAGACAUUCUGCUGGACCACAUCCCACUGAGAGGAUUUACCAUCUUCUGUUUAGAUAUGAAGCCAGGAUUUAUGAAAAGAUUAACAAAUUCAGGUCAGUGGAAAUCUGGCUUCCAGUGCACCUCGCUGCCAGGGUUUUUCCAGGCCAGACUGUAUGUUGAUGGUCCCCCCAGAGACACGUUCAUCAAACUCCCUGGGUGGGGUAAAGGUGUUGUGUUUAUCAAUAACCAGAACCUGGGACGCCAUUGGUUCGUUGGUCCUCAGCAUUUUCUUUACCUCCCUGGACCUUGGCUGAGAACUGGAGAGAAUCAGAUCCUGGUUUUUGAGGAGCAAAAAACAGAUGGCCAAAUUGUCUUUGCUGCAAAUACUGAUCAUGGAAAGACAAUUGAUGUUUAUAAGCUUCCUUUCUGCACACUUCUGUAAAAAUGCUACAACGAUACAAACAAAUAAACCAUCUUAAAAUUGAUGUGCUCCUUAUACUAUCGACUGCCUUUU